AUGGUGUCCUUUACGCUGAAUCCUGAGGACUUGGAGUCCUCUCUGUGGCCUGUGAAAGUCCUGCUGACGGUGACAGGACUCUUCCCAGGAGGUCCACUCCUGAGGAAGCUCUACAACGCUGCUGUCUCAUUGGUCCUCAUGGCAACCGGCACCAUGCACAUCAUCCUCAACUUCUACCACGGCAUGGACCUGAUAGUCCUGUGCCACUUCAUGUUCGUCUCAGUCAGCUACUGCUCCAUAAUGGCCCACAUCUACAACAUGCUGCUCGGGAGGACGAAUUUCGUGGAGUUUUUCGUCUCGACGAUGGCCGAAGUCGACAGGAACGUGCUGGAUCGCCCGAAGAGGGAGUACUGGAGGUCCACGGUCAUGCAGCUGGUGAUGAUAUCGUGCGUUGCCGGUUUCUUCGGGGUGGCGGGGUUCUUCUGCUUCGACAGGGUGUGGCUCAUCCUACCGAGCAAUUUCCUUUUCUUCUACGCCAGUCUGUCGCUCACCAUGAUAUUCUCGGUCAUUUUCAACAUCUACGUGAUCACGGUGGUCUCCGUUCUGGGCGAGAGAUUCAGAGCCAUAAACGCGAAGUUGGAGGAGCCGUCGGAGCGCAAUCCGGUCUCGCACCUCGACUCUCGACCGCCGAACUCGCGCCCGCGAGGGAACUUCGUUCGCAGCCACGUCUCAGGCGCCCGUCUGUGGCGACAGAGGGUCGUCCGGCUGAUGAAGCUGCACAGCCGACUGUCCGACGUCGUCGAGUUCAUGAACUCCAUUUUCGGCUUCCCCAUCCUCCUGGACGUGGUUUCGUCGUUCGUCGUCAUAGUCACGUACCUGUACUACAGCGUCCCGAGCAACGUCAUGCCGUACAGGGGCUACUCGGUCGAGGACGCGGUCGUCACAGCUGCCCUGUUGAGCUUCGCCAACUUCUCCAAAGUCGCUCUGCUGGUGUACCACUGCGAGUCGGCCAGUUCCGAGGCCAACAGGGCGGCCAAAAUAAUCUACAAGAUCAAGCUCUUCAGCGCGGACGAUGUCGACGUCGAAUUUGCUCAAUGCGUCGGGAAUUUGAAGAUAGACGCGGAAGUGUCGCAGGUCAAGUUCUCGGGAUGCGGUUUCUUCUCCCUCGACUUCCAUUUCUUGGGCUCUCUUGUCACGGCCAUCACCACUUACCUGGUGAUACUUCUUCAGUACGGCCAUUAG
Molecule: messenger RNA, 1182 nt
Organism: Bacillus rossius redtenbacheri
Lineage: Eukaryota; Metazoa; Arthropoda; Insecta; Phasmatodea; Bacillidae
Product: gustatory receptor 68a-like
Exons: 1
Coding region: 1-1182 (393 amino acids)
Biological process (GO): male courtship behavior; chemosensory behavior; sensory perception of taste
Cellular component (GO): axon; membrane; neuronal cell body
Source: RefSeq, a predicted model, not a curated record